Messenger RNA from Clonostachys rhizophaga, 1659 nucleotides. NCBI's taxonomy places the organism in Eukaryota, Fungi, Ascomycota, Sordariomycetes, Hypocreales, Bionectriaceae. The record is from the annotation of a GenBank genome assembly.
AUGGCGACUUCUAGCAGCCUCAAGCCCACAACUGAGGUGCCCGACAAGCCCGAAAUCCACCAAGUCGGCCAUGUCGAGUCGAUCAAGGAUCCCGGGCAAGUUGCUAUCGAUACGGUAGGAGAGGGUCAAGCAGCCACUGGCUACGAGACCGUCACACUUUGGAACACGGUGAAAACGUUCAAGAUCGCCACUGCCUGUUGCUUUGCGGCUGCCUUCAGUGCCGGAGCUGAUGGCUACCAAAUGGCCAUGAACGCGAGCAUCAUCGCCAACAAGGGCUUCGUGCAGCAGUUCGCUACCGAUAUCACCGCAGACGGAGUCAAGUUCCUUGCCGCCGGUACCAUCAGCAGUUGGAGCGCGACCCAGAAUUGCGGACAGAUCAUGGGUCAGAUCGGUAGCUCUUUUAUCAACGGUCGGUUCGGGCGCAAGGUUGGAAUGGCCAUUCUCUGGCUGUUCAUCAUGGGCAGUGUUUUACUAGAAACCUUGGCCAGAGACUGGAAGAUGUGGCUCGGAGCCAAGCUACUGGCCGGCAUGGGUGUUGGUGCGAUGCAGGCUACUAUCCUCGGCUAUAUCAGCGAAAUUGCCCCCGUGCGUGUUCGCGGAAGCAUGUUGAUGCUAUAUUCGUUCUGGUGGACUCUCGGCUCUUUCUGCACCCACGUCGCUCUGCAGAGGCUCAAUCGUCUAGAUCCUUUCGACUGGCUCACUCCCGUCUAUACACAGUGGGCUCACGUCGGAGUAAUGGCCAUCAUCUACAUCUGUCUGCCAGAGUCUCCUGUUUGGUGCGCCAGCGUUGGUAAAGAGGAAAAGGCCAAGAAGUGGCUUAGGCUAAUUCACCGCGACGUCGAUGGUUACGAUGCCGACUACCAGUAUCAAGUUUUGAUCCUCAAUAUUGAGCAUGAGCGUUCUAUUGCCAUCAGCCAGCGCAACGAGCAUUGGACUGCCAUCUUUAAAGGCGUGGAUGGGCGCCGCACUAUCACAGCGUUAUGGACUAUUGUCGCGCAGCAAUUCCUUGGUCUGGCGUUAUUCGGUACCUUUGGCACAUACUUCUUCCAGCAAGCUGGUCUAGCGGACCCCUUCCAGAUCAAGGCCAUCACGACAUCUUUGCAGAUUGUUACUGUUUUAUCCGCUGUGGUGCUAGUGGACAAACUCGGUCGAAGGCUGAUGGCGUGUUACUCGACGACUUUGAUGUGGGUUGCUACUCUAGUGGUCGGUAUUCUCGGCGUGGCACCCCAAAGUAAUGCGACAACCUAUAUCUUUGUGCUCUUUGCCUGUCUCUGGAAUGUCGGAAUUUCUGCCAAUGGCGCUGCUGGCUGGGGUUACAUUGGAGAGAUUUCGUCACAGCGUCUGCGUCCAUACACGUCUGGGUUUGCCGCCUCCGCCAAUUCUGUAAGCGGUCUUAUCAUGUCUGUUCUAACCCCCUAUAUGGUCAACAACCAGAAAUGGAACUGGGGCUACAAGACGGGCUUUUUUUAUACUGGCGUCGGUCUGAUCUGGGUUGUUGGAAUCUGGUAUAUUAUUCCGGAAACUGCUGGACGCUCCGCCGCUGAAUUGGACGAGCUGUUUGAGCGCAAGAUUAAGGCCUGGCGCUUCAAGAACACCGAGACUGUCACCCAGCGUAUCGUCAGAGCCGAGAAAGAGAAAUCAAGCCCCCAGGAGGCGUAG